Messenger RNA from Spinacia oleracea (spinach), 894 nucleotides. Its product is annotated as peptidyl-prolyl cis-trans isomerase CYP23. Gene Ontology annotation, biological process: protein peptidyl-prolyl isomerization. The transcript has 7 exons. Gene Ontology annotation, molecular function: peptidyl-prolyl cis-trans isomerase activity. The record is from RefSeq and is a predicted model, not a curated record. The coding region runs from base 212 to 874 and encodes 220 amino acids. NCBI's taxonomy places the organism in Eukaryota, Viridiplantae, Streptophyta, Magnoliopsida, Caryophyllales, Amaranthaceae.
CCCCUACGCAAUGUGACGAACUCAUAAUAAACCAAUCGGGCCCGUUCUGGUCAGUGCCCGACUCAGCACGGCUUAAACCCGACCCAGCCGCUUCCGGUGGCCACCUCUAUCGGUGCGUUGAUCAAAUAAAUCACGGAUACUCCGUAUUAGACAAGAUCACAAGACUUUCAAUUGGGAAAUUGCAAAACCUUAAAAGAAUCGAAGACAUAAAAUGUUCAAGAUCGUGGCUUUCUCUCUCCUCAUCACACUUACAUUAGCACUUGCCGACGAACCCCAUUUUGGAUCAGCUCGUGUUGUUUUCCAGACAAAUUAUGGAGACGUCGAAUUUGGUUUCUUUCCUAGUGUCGCCCCCAAAACUGUUGAACAUAUUUUCAAACUUGUUCGAUUGGGAGGCUAUAAUACCAAUCAUUUCUUCCGGGUUGACAAGGGUUUUGUAGCUCAAGUUGCUGAUGUAAGAGGAGGCAGAACAGCUCCUAUGAACGCUGAGCAGAGGAAGGAAGCUGAAAAAACUGUUAUUGGUGAAUUUAGUAAGGUCAAACAUGUUAGGGGUAUCCUUUCUAUGGGGAGGUAUGAUGAUCCAAACAGUGCAUCAUCUUCCUUCUCAAUACUUCUCGGUGAUGCACCUCAUCUUGAUGAAAAAUAUGCAGUCUUUGGCAAGGUUAUCAAGGGCGAUGAGACACUGAGAAAGCUUGAGGAACUGCCUACACGAAAAGAGGGCAUAUUUGUAAUGCCUGUGGAGCGGAUCACAAUCCUGUCUUCUUACUACUAUGAGGUAAAUAGUGAAACAUGUGAAGAAGAGAGAUCAAUUCUAAGAAGACGCCUUGCUGCUUCAGCUGUUGAAAUUGAGAGAUGGAGAAUGAAAUGCUUCCCAUGAUUCUGUAGGGACGAUGAGAG